Molecule: messenger RNA, 1569 nt
Organism: Ogataea philodendri
Lineage: Eukaryota; Fungi; Ascomycota; Pichiomycetes; Pichiales; Pichiaceae
Exons: 1
Coding region: 1-1569 (522 amino acids)
Cellular component (GO): cytoplasm
Source: RefSeq, a predicted model, not a curated record
AUGGCCUCAUUCAAUAAUUUCGUCGACCACUUCAGCUUUGGUGCUGAUUGGACGUCUCCCCAGAAACGGUACCAGGACCCCGAUCCUUUUUUUGAUGUCUUGUCGUCCAAAUUGGGUUAUCUGAGAGAUCAGACAAUCCCUCUCAAUUCUCCCCACUCCUCCAUCUCUAGUGCGUCUAGAGACUCGGUCUCCAGUGCCUAUAGCGCGUUCACUUUACCUUCAGAGCUUCAAGGAGGGGUGUCCAACAUUUCCUCCAGAAGACCAAGUUACACGGCCGAACUCUACUACACAACCCAUAACAAACUUGAUUUCCCUCAGCCUCUGGCCCAGGCCCCACCACACACCAUGACGUCCCGGUUCUUCGACCUGGAUAGCUCUGUUUCGCAGCACGGCGAAAACCCUUCGUCUUUCCUGCCUCCGCUGAACCCCCUUAUGCCGCAAAAACCACAGGAGUCGUACGUCGCACUCGACAACGGCCUCCUAUUGGACAGGACUUUCAACAACAUUGUCUCGUCGACGGAUUUGAAAGCCGCGUUCCUGAGAGACUCAAAGUACUUUGGAAACUUCGACACUUCCAUGGAGAUCGUCAACCAGCUAAAUCUAUUAUUAGGGUCCUCUUUGAAAGAGGUGCCAGGGUUACUUCAGGCCCGGGUGGCCGCGUUGUUGGAUUACCUUGUUACACAGAACGAGGACCUUGUCACGUCCCUGCAGAAAACGCCCAAGACGUACUCCAUGAUCAUCAACAAGAAUGGCAAACUGGACAUUAUCUCAUUACCAAAAAGCUCAAAUUUACAAUUAAGUCCAAAGGACAUCAUUAUCAUCGAGGGAGACCGCGGAAAGGAUCUGGUGAUGGUUCUUCAACCAGUGAUCGAAUUCCGGUUUGCCCUGCUUUUCAACUACCUCAAGAAAAAGCUCCAUCUCAAGUCUCUUGAGUUUGGUAACGCAAAAUCAUCCCCCGUCCCACAGAACCACAAAUCGCGGCAUGGACACAAUCAACAGCGCUCAGUCAUCAACGAGGACGAGAACUUUAUCACUCUCCCAAACAAGCAGGUCUUACGAUUUGCAAAACCGCACGAACUUACCCAACUGACCUCCAAAUAUAACGACGAACUCAUGGCAUACCGCAUUUGUCUAAACUACGUCCAGUCUCUGAACUUGGACCUAAUCAUCAAAAACGUUGAAUUCCAGUUUGAUAAGAAGAAACUUAUCAUUUACUAUUACUGUCUGCAAAGACUGGAUUUCCGCGGACUGAUCAAAGAACUCUUCAAAAUCUACAAAACAAGAAUUUGGCUCUGUGCCGUGCUACCAAUUGAAAAUUCUUUCAAACCCCUGCUCACUUACGAACUUGAGAAAAAAUCCGCCGGCUUCGAUUCCACACUAUCCAGUUCCAGAUCCAAUGACCUCACCAUCGUCGACAAGCUGCCCGAGGCAGAGUCGAUUUCCUCUCUGGACGAGAUCAAAGAGCCGGUUUGCUUCCACUCCAAAGUGUUCCUUAGUUUAAUCGAGUGGUUCAAAUACGAACUACUUGACCAAGAAACCUUUGAUGAACGAUUUGCGUUUUUGAACUAG